Messenger RNA from Triplophysa dalaica, 855 nucleotides. Its product is annotated as gametocyte-specific factor 1. NCBI's taxonomy places the organism in Eukaryota, Metazoa, Chordata, Actinopteri, Cypriniformes, Nemacheilidae. Bases 172 to 696 code for a protein of 174 amino acids. The transcript has 7 exons. The record is from RefSeq and is a predicted model, not a curated record.
AAGGAGCCAAAAGGACAAAAAAACGUUUACUUCCGGUGUUGCGCUUUAGCGCCUCUAGUGGUUUAAUUAACGAAGUAUAACUUUAAGGUGGUGUCGGGCUGUCUCCUGGAAGCGCAGUUAACUACACAGAUUAUUUAAACAACCGACUUUAAGUUAAGAGCGCUGACAGGGAUGUCAAGCAAAAGAUCAAGAAACGGUAGUGGAUCCGGGCUGAAUGUCACAGUUCCGAGAUGGGAGGAAAUUCAAGAUUUUUGCAACCCAGACAAACUGCUGUUAUGUCCAUAUGACCCAAGUCAUUUAAUUCGGGCCUGCCGGUUUCCUUACCACCUCAUUAAAUGCAGGAAGAAUCACCCUGAAUUGAUCGGUGAGUUGUGGACGUGUCCAUUUAACGCACGUCACUUGAUGAGAAAGGAUGAACUGUCCCAUCACAUCUCAACCUGUUUGGACCGUUGCUCUGUUAAUGAAACUUAUGUGGAGAAUGAUAAGAUCGAUAAGUUUCAAAUCCCUGUGAGCACCUGGACUGCCCCUGCCUGUGAUGAAGACUGGGAUGAAGAGAUGGACAAGAAUGCAACAAUAGCGUCAUCCUUUGUCUGGCGUAUGUCCACGUCUCGGCAACCUCAGGACAGGGAGGAACAAAGCAAGUGGAACCCUGGGCUUAGGGCACCAAGAGUUCUUCCCUGGAAAGUGGGCGAGUAGCUGCUCACAACGAUUUCUUUACAAGACUACCACUGUACACCGAGGACUGGACUCUACGAGUGUGUGGUUACAUGUUCUGUUAUUUGUUGGUCACUAGUGUUACAGUGACAAUUUUUUCCGUUUUCCAAAGGUGGAGCUGUGAAAGUUGUUCUUGGCUUA